AUGAAAUUUGCCAUUUCGCUUUUGAAAUUGACGAGUUUUGCUUUCGGGCAAACAGAAUCGGAAGACUACAGUUUUCCCGCGGAUUAUCCUGAAGAGGGACAAGCUCUGAACAUCCGACUUCAGCGAACUCGAACCGCGGAUUUGAACCUUGGCGAUAAAUUGAGGCAGAUUUCUCAUCGGAGAAGAUUGAUCAACUCUCAGAUUUCUCAAGCGAAAAAGUUCUACUUUGAAUUUCACAACUACGGCUGCUACUGUGUUGCCCCGUCGGAUCCGAACAAGAUGAGAGGUCGACCGGUUGAUGAGCUUGACAGUGCUUGCAAAAAACACUCCCUCUGUUACUCCUGCGCCUUUUCCGACUACAAAUGCGAUCCGAAAACCAUGGGCUAUCGUUAUAAAAUAACGAGUACAUCAUCCGGAAACCAAAUUCAAUGCACAAAUGACCCAGAUUCUUGCGCUUAUGCUUCGUGCAUGUGCGACAAGGGGCUUGCUGAAGAUCUGGGCACGCUGCUCAUGAAUGGAAUUCAGCUCAAUUCUACCUACAGGGAGUAUGAUGGGGCAAAGUGUACUUCUGACGUCAGAAUUCCGGAAAAUAACGAUUCUGGAAUCAACGAAGAGAAAAAUAGAAAUGAGGGAUUCGCGAAUUCAGUAAUUGACCAGGCAGUAACAUCAAGCUUCUCAACCGACAUUCCCGAAGGCGUCUUCUUCGACGAUGCCUCGACCAGUUCUUUUUCCAGCAAUUCCGAGCAAAUCACCUUCUUGAGCUCAGAUCAUCAGAAAACGAAUCACAAAGAGAAAAAGUGCUGCGGUCAGUAUCCAAAAAGAUUCCCAUAUGUUGUCGGCGGAAAUCAUGAGUGCUGCAAAACGGGCUUUUUGGAGCAUUUAAAGCCAAUCGGGACUUGCUAA
Messenger RNA from Oikopleura dioica, 903 nucleotides. Lineage: Eukaryota; Metazoa; Chordata; Appendicularia; Copelata; Oikopleuridae. The record is from the annotation of a GenBank genome assembly.